This is a messenger RNA of Phialemonium atrogriseum, 2504 nucleotides long. RefSeq lists its product as uncharacterized. The record is from RefSeq and is a predicted model, not a curated record. The transcript has a single exon. Lineage: Eukaryota; Fungi; Ascomycota; Sordariomycetes; Cephalothecales; Cephalothecaceae. The coding region runs from base 45 to 2060 and encodes 671 amino acids.
CAACAACGCAACGACUACGCGCAAGAGGCUAGGCAAGAGCGCCAAUGACACCCUCAACAGCACGCACUCUAGAGACUUUGCCGCUGAUCGUUUUGGAGCGCAUCUGUGAAUACCUUGCACCAUGCGAUUCUAACCGGCGCAGCCUGUGGGCAUUCUCAUUGGCGAGCAGGUGCUGUUGUGUUGUAUCCGCACCGGAGCGGUUCAGUCAAAUUCUGCUCAAAGUGCUGGACCAGAACAAGCUGCAGGAUGACUUGAGACGAUGGAGUGAGGUGCUUGUUAUCCAUGGCCGCGCUCGCCAUGUCCGCCGCCUCAAGGUAUUGGGGGCUGGGCCACAGGAGGAGCGAGAAAGUCGCACCGAGGAGUGGGAGAGACCGGAUGCCCCAGUCAGUGAGCAAGAUGGAGGAGAAGAGGAGGUGGAAGAGUUUGGGAACCACGACAUACGGAACUAUUUUGACGUGCAGGAGUUCUGCCGACCUUGCGAAAUCCCCGUCCAGUCCUGGCUGAACAGCUACAUACCUCUUCCGCAACAGGGAGACGAAUAUACCGAAGCUUGGAAGCCCCUAGGUGAAUUUAUUGGGCAGCUGCCAGGCCUUGAGGAUCUCGUCUGGGCCUACACAUUCUCGCCACCACGAUACAUCCUCUCAGCCGUCCAUACCGUGGGCUGUCGCCUUCACAUGCACAACUUCCAUCUUGGCAGUCUCAUUCAACAUCGUGACCAACCUCACUCUAUCGACCCCGACGAAUACGCACUUGCGACUUCGCCGUGUCUGCACAGCAUUGUUGUGCCGUAUUAUGACUAUGACACCUUCGGCAAUGUGGAUUACAGCCAAGAGGCCGUGUUGCGUAUGGUUGCUGGGGCAGCGCCUAAACUGGCGCAUGUCUGGAUGCUGCGUCGUCACCCGGGCAAUUCGAUUGAUCUGAUCAAUGCAUUUCGUGCUCCGAGACCAGCUUGGCCUGGCUUCUUCCCCGGGACAACAGCAGAGGUGGCAGAUGAACCCCCUCGGCUAGGCAGUCUCCGGAGCCUGGUCAUAGGGUACAGUGGGCUGUCUCAAACGCAGAUUAUCAACUGGAGUCGUCACGCAGACUUUGUGAAGUUGCGCUGCCUCACGAUUCACUGGAUCGACGACAGUCGUGGUGUUGUUGAAUCGCUGCAAACCUUGGCCGAGAUGGCCAUGAGUGGCGGCUGUUUCCAGUCGCUACACAUGCUGAGAUUAUCAAUAUCUGACACCAGCGCUCGUCAGAUGCAGGAGGUUCUGAUGCUAUUACUUGAGCACCUAAAUCCCCUCGAGACAUUGGACUUAACGGGUUUCAUCAGCAAUGCCACAUUCAAGUCUGCUUUACGUCGCCAUGGCGGGACUCUACGCCAGCUUCGAGUGAUCCCAUACCGAUACUGUGGCUCAUGGAGACCCGUGGUCGACUUUUCAGAAGCCGUUAUACAGCUUCUUGUCCAACAUUGCCCGAAUCUAGAGCACGUCGAGUUCCCCGUCAAUAGAACGCAUGGCGACGGUCGAGAAACAGGAACCUACCGCGCGCUGAGCAGACUGCCGCGGCUGAAGCAUGUCUCCUUGAAACUUCAGUUCUCCAUAGGAUCCACGGAGGAAGACCACGAGGAAGAAGGGGACAGGGAGGAUGAGCAAGAACGAGUACAUGUUCUCUCCGAGAGAAUGUCCUUCCUCGACAUCCGCGAUGCCUUUACCAAUGGCGCCAUGGACUCCUCCCUGGCGCUUUCCAUCUUCAACUUGAUAUCGUCUGGUGGCAGCGUGAAGUACUUGAAGCUGCAGAUUGGACGGAACGAGGGACCGGGGUUUUACGACGGGGAUUUCAACGAUAUAUUGGCUUGGAUUGGGCGGAGCUGGGUCUGCGAGCGGGACGACGUCCAAGGUAAAGUCUCUGUGCGAGAGCUUGGCAAGAAGACGAGAGUUACCAUGGGCGAGGAGCUCAAGUACCUUGAGGAGGAUACUUACCUGACUGUCUGGAAUGAUAUAUGGCCCCAAAGGACGUCAGACCGGUGGGAGAAUUGGAAGAGUUUGCCUCUGUCCGAGACAGCACCAGGCCCUUGAAUCAGUCGCACGCACUAAUAAAAGCGCGUGGCCGUGUCGCUGAUUGUGUGGCUCUUCGGCGUCGUAAUGCUCUUUAUCUAGAAUGCCAGUGGUUGAAGUCUAGGAAGUUGCAGGCCUCUGCACGCCAGGCUGCACGCCGAGGCACUCAGUGAAAGAAAGGUUUAGUCCGCGGAGAAUCACAGUGUAUGAGAGGGUCAUUAGCCGCCUGUAAAGACACCUGUCCAUUAUUCUUGUACUCCUGAAAUCUUGUCAUAUGGAGACUUCCUAGCAAAACCAAUUACAUCUUCCUCAAGUCAUACUGGAUAUAUCCCACACCCGUCGGCAGCCUACUAAACGCUGAAGACACACUGUCCCCCGAAGGCGGCGGUCCAUCACUCGCUUCUCUCUCGGUGCCAUUUCCAGUGCCCAUCUCACCCGCCUCAGCCGGGGCGACGGAUUCGUUAC